AAUGGAGUCAUCGGUAUUGCCAUAUGGAAAGUGCAGGUCCGCCUCACACCACUCGUGUGCAUGCACUCUCUCACAGUUGAAAGUUGAACCACCAGCACCAGCACGAUUUACCGCUAUCGAACAUGGCUGAAACAAAGCGAAAGCCUGUUCUACCCCCGUCCUUUCUAGAUACGGACUUGUACAAGUUUACGAUGCAGCAGGCUGUGUAUAGACAUUUUCCGAAGGUUGUAGCGACAUACCGGUUCACACAUCGUGACCCUAAUGUGUACUUCACACGAGAAUGUUAUGAAUUAUACCUUGAAUCUCUCACCCACUUUGGCGAGCUACAUGUGACGGAUGACGAAUUGCAAUGGCUUCGGAAAGCCUGUCCUUAUUUCGCCGAAGAUUAUUUAGAUUACCUCAAGAACUUGAGGUUCAAGCCGGAACAGGUCAAAGUCACUUUCAAUGCUCAACCUCAGAAUGCAGAUCUCGGUCGGCUUGACAUAGAGGCAAUCGGUCCAUGGGUCGAAACCAUUCUUUGGGAAGUUCCUCUCAUGGCGGUUCUGAGCGAGCUGCAUUUCAGGACUGCUGAUACCGAUUGGAACUAUGACGGCCAAGAAGAGCUCGCAUACUCCAAAUCAAAAACGUUGCUCGAAGCUGGCUGUGUGUUCAGCGAUUUCGGAACUCGAAGAAGGCGCUCUUAUCAUACCCAGGAUCUUGUCGUACAGGGUCUCCUUCGUGCUUCCAAAGACCUAACAAACCUCAAAGGCAAAUUCCUGGGUACUAGCAAUGUACACUUGGCUCACAAGCAUCAAACUGAACCCAUCGGAACAAUAGCCCACGAAUGGUUCAUGGCCGUUGGAGCACUCCUCGGUUACGACAAUGCCAAUGGCAAAUCAUUAGAUCUCUGGGAAUCAGUAUAUCCGAAUGUACUUUUACUCGCCUUGACAGACACAUUCUCCACUGAGGCAUUCUACAAAGAUUUUGUCAAGGACCCUGCUCGAGCGAGGAGAUGGAAAGGUCUGCGUCAGGAUUCUGGCGACCCUUACGUCUACGCUCCUCGAGCAAAAGAGGUGUAUCAAUCCAUGGGUAUUGAUCACCGGGAGAAAACUAUCAUUUACUCAGAUAACUUGAACCUUGACAAGGCUCUCGGUCUUCAGAAACAAUGUGAUGAGGUCGGGUUCCAAGCGUCGUUCGGUAUCGGAACCUUCUUGAGUAAUGACUUCCGCUCGGCGUCAAGUGGCGGACGCGUGAAGAGCAAAGCUUUGAACAUGGUCAUCAAACUUGCGGGUGUAGAUGGACGGCACUGUGUCAAGAUCAGUGAUGAAAUCAUGAAGAAUACGGGUGAUCCAGAUACUGUUCGACUCGUCAAGCAGAUAUUUGGUAUCCCUGUGUAGAAUGAUGGUUCAAUUAUCUUGUACGUUAAGCAAAUAGUAUUAUACCACUCUGUAGAAGUAUUUGUUAGCUGCCAGUAGACAAAUGUGACGUAAAAACCUGAAUAUUCUCCGU
Somion occarium is the source of this 1488-nucleotide messenger RNA. The record is from the annotation of a GenBank genome assembly. NCBI's taxonomy places the organism in Eukaryota, Fungi, Basidiomycota, Agaricomycetes, Polyporales, Cerrenaceae.